Macrobrachium nipponense is the source of this 1974-nucleotide messenger RNA. RefSeq names its product 15-hydroxyprostaglandin dehydrogenase [NAD(+)]-like. The record is from RefSeq and is a predicted model, not a curated record. Lineage: Eukaryota; Metazoa; Arthropoda; Malacostraca; Decapoda; Palaemonidae. Gene Ontology annotation, cellular component: cytoplasm. Bases 304 to 1125 code for a protein of 273 amino acids. The transcript is spliced from 9 exons. Gene Ontology annotation, molecular function: oxidoreductase activity, acting on the CH-OH group of donors, NAD or NADP as acceptor.
GACAAGGCAAGAGCCGCAAGAAAGAUGCAGUGGCAGUCUGGCGGUGGCAGUGGGCACGCAAAGGUGUUGAAACAACGUCUUGAUAGACAGUGUCUGAACCAGUGAAUGAAAGUCGGACUACCUUGAUCCUCUCUCCCAUAAUCUGUAGAAAACAUACAUUUGCAAGAAUCAUGACCCAGCUUCAGAAUGCAGCAUUAUAGGACGAGGGGCCCCUCUCUCCUACUGCUACUGGUAGUAUGACGUCAUGAGAACAGAAGGUUGACCUUGUCCCUGUGAAGGAGGCGCGGCCAUCAUCGUCCUAACAUGAGUUCUCAGCAGAAGAUUGACGUAGAAUACCAAAGGCGGGUCGACACCAUGGCGAUCACCGGUAGUGUGGCGCUCAUUACAGGAGCUGCGAGAGGUCUAGGCCGAUCCUUCGCUCAGGCACUCCUGGCAAGAGGCGCAAAAGUGUGCGUGACAGACAUAAACGAAGAACAGGGAAAAGUCGCCGAGACGGAGCUGCAGGCAGAACAUGGCGCCAACAACGUCAUGUUCGUGAAGUGCGACGUCACCAAAGAAGAGGAUUUCAGAAAUGCUUGGUCGCAAGCGACCGAGACUCUGGGAACAGUGGGCCUUCUUAUAAAUAACGCAGGUAUUGGCAAUGAAAAAAAUUGGCAGCUCACGGUCGACAUUAAUUUGGGAGGAUGCAUGAGAGGCACGUUUUUAGCGCUCGAAAAGAUGGGCGCCGACAAAGGUGGAGCUGGAGGCACCAUCGUCAACGUAUCGAGCAUCGCUGGCCUCAAGGUGGUGCCGUUUGGCCCCACCUACGCGACUACAAAACACGCCAUCGUUGGACUCAGCAGAAGUCUAGGGCAUGACUUCCACUAUGCCUACACCAAAGUGAAAGUCCAGUGUCUGUGCCCAAGCUUCGUGCAGACAGACCUCAUCGUCGACUCGAAGAAAACCGCCUUCUCUCCCCAGUGUGCUGCUGUUCUAGAAAAGAUUGGUGGGACUCUUAAAUACAUGACGGCUGAAACCGUGUCCAAUGGGUUAAUCCAGUUGAUAGAAGAAAGUCGUAAUGGGGGAUGUAUGGUAGUGGAAGCUGACAAGGAUCCCUAUUAUGUAGAUCCUCCAGUGCAGUCGUAAGACUUUCGUGCAACAACUGUAGAUCUGGCAACUUUGGUUAUCGUAAUGUCUUCAGUGAAAUGCUUUUCAGAAAUGAGCCUGGUUAAUUCCAUUUGUACAGUUCAAAAGAUAACCUUCAUAUUUUUAUAUUACACCGUACACUAUAGUUCUCUUCGUCCUACCUAUCAUUAGAAAACGUUAGGCAAAUAACAUAAAUGGUGCCACGAGAUUUUGGAAGGGCAAAUGCCAUCAUGGGGUUGCCAUGCAAGUUGGGAAGGGCAAAUGCCAUACAAGGUGCCAUGCAAGUUGGGAGGUGAAUAUGCGGUAGUAUCGUAUAUGUACGUAUUUGCUGUUUUCUAUUUUAACUUUUGCAGUUGUGUAGUUCUCCAUACCAAUAGUGCGUUACGAUUUUAUACAAGUGAAAUUUUUUUUUUACUUUUAGCUUUCCAAGGUUGAAGUGUUUUUUGGCAUGUUUAUGUUCUUUGGAUAGUGGCUAGAUUUUGCGACCAGAUCAUCAUUUAAUUUAAUUAAUAAAACUUACAAGACCAAUCCUAUCAUAGUUUUGUAGGAUAUUUAUAGUAAGUUUCAUAUUGUAUUUUUUAAUGCCAAGUUAAAGUACGUAAACUUUUUUUUUUUUUACGGCUACAAAAUAAUUUCCUGGUUUCUCUUGUCUGCCCAACGGUAGCUGGUCAUUAGUUUAUAUUAUAUAUUCGUGCUAUGAAAACCAGAAUUUUAUUGAACUUGUAUUCACAGAAAGAAUCCUGUAUGUACUGUGUUAUGCUUUGCUUUUAGGAGUUUAUUCUUAUUUUAAAUAUUUUUUAUUUACAUGUAUAUGUAUUUGUUUUCAGCAGCAUACACCAUUUACUUUCA